CAACGUUGCAGACCAGAUGACAAGCAACGCACAGGCUAAUUUUUCUAGUUCCUUUCUCAACUUUUCCUUAAAUUACGAAGCGGGAAGCCAGACGAAAAUUGUUUUCUUGGACAAAACUGUGGGAAACUGUUCAGUCGACUUCUCCUGCACGUGGGUGACAGACGAGCAAGCGGUUUCGCGGGGCAGCAGGGGAGGGGGCCAUAGGAUGGGAAGGAACGCAGAACGGCAUUGACUGUUGACUCUCCUUGUAAACCCGAUGCGCUCCGUGGUGUCUAAGGAAACCCAUACUCACGAAAAGUCCGCGAUUUGGUAGAACUCGCUCUCCCAAGUCUGUGUCUUGCCGCAGUCUCUUUGAUCGCGAGACGUGAAUGUCUCACUGCCGUAGCAACCGGCUUCUGCGUCGUCUAGUUUUUUUCUUCCACCGGUGCCGCGGUGAUUCCCUUUGUCUUGUUCACUCUCCUCCUUUUAAAUGAGCAGUGUGUACCGUUAAGCGCCGAGUUAAGUGGCAUCAUAUGUUUGCUGGUGAGCACCUGCAACGAAUGCGAGCUAAAUUCGGUAGUGUCUGGCCGCGGCCCUUUUCGUCUUCUUGCGUCUCAUUUCUUGCUCGUGGGUGAACCUCCAGCCCCGACAAACUGUCUUCAUUGUGCCUUUCUGUCUUGUAAAAGUCAAGUUGCAUGAAGGCGCGAUAUUGUUCCAUAGCCAUGCUGCAUUCCAUCCGGUGCAGCUCUGUCGUUUGAAGACUUGACAUUCGUUCAGCCGCCGAAUGUCCAGCUUGCUGGUUGCGGUGCGGACAAGUAAAUCCGUUUUUUUCGAGAAAAGCACCUCGAAUCAGAGUUUGCAUGAGCACAGAGUUCAGUUUCUAUGUAGCCGCUUUUCCUCGUAGUGCCCCACUCCGGGAGCGGUGAAAGAAGGCUUACCGCUCACCAGUAUGCCGACGCCUAGGAAAGAUUUACAUCGUUCCGGUGUACAUACACUGGUGACUUGCGGGCUUCCUUGCCAAAUACGAAUGAGGAAGUGGCUGUAGAACCCAGUAAAUAUUAAUCUCAUUCCUUGCUUCAGGACUAAUUCCUUCAUCUUAGUUUCAAAAACUCACCUCGUUUUCCUUUCUUUCGGGCCACAGUGUACAGGCAACUGUACUUUUCCGGGGGCGAGUUUUCCCUCCAUGUACCACAUCUGCGCCUACGGGCUCCGUCAUGUACAUGGCGUUCCGCUGAAGGCCUGAAAAUCCAUGUUUUUUCUUGCCUCCGAUGGAACGUCAUCGUUCCUCGUCUGUCAUUCCUGCCACAAAUGGCCUCGUUUUGCCUGUUGGAGCUGGAAAGCACUCGCCGUGUUUUUAUCGCUCUAUCUACGUCAUUUCGAAUUCUAAUUAUCCAAUCUCUCCUUUUCUGCCAUCUCCUUGUUCGUCGUCUGCAUUAGUCCCGCUGCUCGCACGUUUCUCGUCCUGUCUUUUAUUGAUGCCCCUCGCCUGAGACCAGCUUCUGUGUCUCAGUCAGUUCCACAAAAAUGGAUAAACUUCUGCAGCCCAUCGCCAUAUCCAGUCGCCUCGACAGCUCGGAUGAGUCGUCGGACAGCUGGGUUCGGAGUCGACGCCGCAUUUAUUCCUCCCGACACGAGGGCAAUGAAUCUUCUCCGCAGAGAGGUAACCGAACGCUGGGCCGUUCGGUGGGCAGCGACGAAGAGCCUCUGGACGGCCCCUCGUCCCAGGCGAAUGAGCGUUUCCCCAGGUUGAGAGACUUAAAAAAGCUAUUCUCCCAAGUGCCCUCGCGAACGCAGAAAUUGUGGAAGUACAGAGAUGAAAACGGCCACGUCAAGGGACCAAUGACGGCGUUGAAGCUCCUCAAGUGUAUCGAAACAGGUUUCAUCAAAGGUCGCGGAGACAAAGUGCUCUUCACGUCCGUCGGAGACAGCGAGCCUCCGCGAAGACUCGCUGACAUUUUGCCGGAGAUUUUGAAAGAUGCCAACCUUUCCAUGGAGAAACAGACUGCGCCUCCUGUCGCAGAUGCUGGAGGAAACCAGGAAAUUGAAGUGGCUACAGAGUCGCCCAUGCAAUUUGCUGACGACGCCUUCUCCACUGAAGCUGUGUUGGACAUACAAAAACUUCACAAGAGCUUUGGCUCUUGCGAUCUCGUCGUCUGGCUGGUUCCACCCCAAGAAAGACUUCAGCACCUCGCCGAGGGCGCCACAGAGUCUCAGUUUACACCUCCUCCAAAGGUUUUCAAGAUCCCUGUGCACAGUGCACUUCUGCGCAUCUCGUCGCCUAUCUGGCUGAAAGACCUCACAGUCGUGGAAGCGAAACAUCGCACGAAGAUGAAAUGCAACCGAGACGAUGACGGUCGUGUGUUGAUGAAAUACGUAAUUGAGUCUUUCCACCCUGCGGCAAUUCGAGCGAUCAUUCAAUACAUCUACGGAUACAGGCACGAGGUUUUGCAAGGAGAUCCGUUUCUCCAGGUGGCGGUGUACAAAGAAGCCUCGAGGCUGGAGAUGAAGCAGCUGCAGAAAGAAGUGCUGCGUGCUCUCAGUGCGCCGAUGAACAUCGGUCCUCUUGUCUCUCUCGCAAAAGCCGCAGAAGUGAUGAAAGUAGACCAGCUUCUCCUGGAGGCCAUUCGCAUCCUCGCAGGAUGCGCUUACGCUCUCUUCUCGGGCAUGCGUCAUCUCGAACUGGGCCCUAAAGGGCUUCAGCUGCUUCUUCUGCAAGACAACAUUCAGUUGGACGAGCCUCAGAUCUACAUUUGUGCCAAUGCGUGGCUAGCCCAGCAAGGAGUCUCUCACGCUUCGGCCUCCUACCGAGCUGCCUCCUUCGCGGAUGACCCUUUGUCGCCUUCCCUGGCUCCACAUAGACGGAAAGAAAGAGACUUUCGGCAAGCGGAGGAACUCGCAGGAACCGGAAGCAACUCUCUCACUGAACCUCCGCCCGGCGUUCAACGGGACAUGGCCAUGGCCGUCUACCGGUCGAUUCGCUUCGACUCAAUGUCCCCAAGUCAGAUUCAAGUUUGUCGAGACCCUCUGCUCGACUCGCUGCUUCUGGAAGCCUGUCUGCGCAAAUUUUCUCAUUUGGAGACGAAGCCUCGUGUAUUUCCUUGGCAGGGGAACGACCAGUUCACAGUUGAGCGAGAUGGAGGCCUUUACCCUGUUCUGCUCAAGCGCACGAGCCGGUCAGCCCCGCGAUUCAGAGAAGCCGGCACGGAGCCUUUGAUCUGGGCGUGGACACUGGGGGAUUCCCGCCUGAUCAACGAGGCUCUGUGGGGUAUCGAGGUCGUGAGGACCGCGAAAGGCAGGCUUCACUUUGGAAUUGCAGUCGAAGAUAAAACCACGCAAUCUCGACAAGUGUGCUACUUGGACCCGGCGGAGAAGGCGUUUGUGACUGGCACCAUCACGAAUGAACCAACGGCUGUGUCAUACCGGACAGUUCAACCCGGAGGUGAUGUACGAUGGUAUCGUCGCUUGUGCGAUGGGGACAUCGUUAUCGUGCGAGUCUCUGUCACAACUUCAGCUAUCCAUCUUUCGAUUCAAGUUUUGAAGAGUAGAUCCAUGCGGGCGUCUUACAUGUUGGCCCUGCGUUCGCCCGUGUGUUUUCCUGGUCAGCUUCUCCAGCGUCCGUUCUUGGCAAUUUGGCCGUUCAUCGAGGCCGUGAACAUCGGCGACACUCUAGGAGUUGCGGAGCUGCAGGUUGAAGCCAUCGAUAUUCCGUGAAAUGAAAACGAAGUGUGAAUAUACUGGGACUUACGCAGAACCCCCUCCCCUCCCAAGUGACAGGUGUGGACGACGAAAAUAACGGGAGCUUCUCUGGAUCGGAUUUGUGUGGCAAUUGCCUAGAUGUAUCGACACACAGACAGAUCCGUGUAAAGAAUCGCUUGUCGCGCAUGCAGUGGCACAAAGGGGGAAUGUGUGAAGCAACUGUGCCCUUCUGUCGCCCGAAGAGUGAGAAAGAGACUUUCCUGUCUUGAUAAGAUCGCACUGAAACACGAGUCGCACGUUAUUCCCGUUUUUUCCGCGUGGAAGCUGUCAGUGGCAGAGCCAUCAGGCGACGGAACACAAGUCUGUUAAAGGCGUUUGUAAGGUGGCGAUCCUGAGACAGACGUCUUUUCUUCUGAGGUUCUGUCGGUCUCCUUUUCGGAUGCGGAGGAGUAAAGUGGCUUCUACCGCUGGGUUAGAACUUCUGUGCGUCCGCAUUUGCAAGUGCAUAUUUGAACCGUGACGUCUCGGGUGUCGCCUUGGUCCAACUAGGUAGAAGAAACUUGGCAAUCAUUACGUGUUCUGUAUAAACGACAAAAAGGCACCGCGAUUUCAGAUCGGUGGGCAAGUCUCUCGCAUUUGUGGCUAAAGCUUCGAGAGUGGCAAAGAGAAGGGAGGGGGCGUGAGUAUUCUUUGUGGGGAUCUCUGCGGUUAAAACUCGUGCCACAUCUUCGGGAAUGGAAAAGCGGUGCCCGUCGACCAACGUUGCCUUUUCUGACACCAAUAACCACAGUUUCGUACGCAAGGUUACAGUUUGUCAGCAAUGGUGGCUGUGUGCCGGUGUGUCUGGCCGCGUGUCGCACCAUCUGUUCGAGGCAUUGACAGAAAGAAGUGGCCGUGUUUAAGCGUUUUUGCUCUCUGUUUGACCGGUUGUGAAUGCGUGGAAAUUCCCGUGUUGGCCAUUGUCACGAUUCAAACAUCCAGAUCAGAGAACUUUUCAAUGAAUUGUCUAGGC
Messenger RNA from Toxoplasma gondii ME49, 4687 nucleotides. RefSeq lists its product as hypothetical. The transcript is spliced from 13 exons. NCBI's taxonomy places the organism in Eukaryota, Apicomplexa, Conoidasida, Eucoccidiorida, Sarcocystidae. The record is from RefSeq and is a predicted model, not a curated record. The coding region runs from base 1504 to 3690 and encodes 728 amino acids.